Archocentrus centrarchus (flier cichlid) is the source of this 3807-nucleotide messenger RNA. It is a transcript of the gene ror1, whose product is annotated as receptor tyrosine kinase-like orphan receptor 1. The record is from RefSeq and is a predicted model, not a curated record. Gene Ontology annotation, biological process: protein phosphorylation; cell surface receptor protein tyrosine kinase signaling pathway; positive regulation of canonical NF-kappaB signal transduction. Gene Ontology annotation, molecular function: ATP binding; Wnt-protein binding; protein kinase activity. The coding region runs from base 179 to 3043 and encodes 954 amino acids. The transcript has 13 exons. NCBI's taxonomy places the organism in Eukaryota, Metazoa, Chordata, Actinopteri, Cichliformes, Cichlidae. Gene Ontology annotation, cellular component: signaling receptor complex; plasma membrane.
AGGCAAAGUGAGCUGGGCUCAAGCGAGGAGGAAAGACGCAGACUCUUGGACAGACGGAGACAGCUCUCUUCAAUAACCACGUUUAUUUUUUAUUACAUAGAGAGUUUUGGACUCGAAAUUUAAUAUUGCGUGCGGUGGAUGUGAAAAGCGGGCAAAGGUUUAACACAGAGCCGAAGGAAUGUAUCCAAACCGGGCAGCGGCGAACAAGCGUCUCUGGAGAUGUCCAGCCUGCGCUCUCUGGAUCGCCCUGCUCCUCCAAAGUGCCCUGGACCUGAGCGCGUCUGGGUCUGAGUUUCCCCAAGAUCCCAGUAUGCAAGCCUCCACUUUGUGGAACACUUCCAGUGAUGGACCCCUCUUUAUCCGCCUUGAUGCUCCCAUGAACAACAUAACCACCUCUGUGGGCAACACGGCCGAUCUUUUGUGUCGCGUGUCCGGAAACCCGCCGCCCGCUGUGCGCUGGCUGAAAAAUGAUGCUCCUGUGGUACAGGAGCCACGACGGGUAUCCUACAGGUCCAUGGCAUUUGGGUCACGCCUCCGCAUCCGCAGCCUGGACACUACUGACACAGGCUACUUCCAGUGCGUGGCCACCAAUAGCCAGGGUUCUGUUUCCACUACAGGCGUGCUGUUUGUCAAGUUCGAUCCGCUCCCUACAUCUCUGCCAAGAGAGCCCACCAACGGGUUUCCUGAAGACGGAUUCUGCCAGCCGUACAGAGGCAUAGCCUGCGCCCGCUUUAUCGGCAACCGCAGCAUUUUUGUCGACUCGCUGCAGAUGCAGGGGGAGAUUGAGACCCAGAUCACAGCGGCCUUCACCAUGAUUGGGACGUCCAACCAUUUGUCUGACCGUUGCUCGCAGUUCGCCAUCCCUUCCCUCUGCCACUUUGCCUUCCCGACAUGUGACCGCAGCUCGGGGACCGACAAACCUCGAGACCUCUGCAAGGACGAGUGCGAGAUCCUAGAGAACGACUUGUGCAAGACCGAGUACAUCAUCGCCCGCUCCAACCCGAUUAUACUGAAGAGACUGAAACUGCCCAACUGUGAAGACCUGGCUGCUUCUGACAGCCCCGAGGCUGCCAACUGUCUGAGGAUCGGGAUCCCCAUGACAGAGCCCAUUAACAAGAAUCACAAAUGUUAUAACAACAGUGGGGUAGACUACAGAGGGACAACAAGUAUAACCAAGUCAGGGCGUCAGUGUCAGCCGUGGAAUUCCCAGUAUCCUCACAGCCACAACUACCAGGCUGCGCGCUACCCAGAGCUUAACGGAGGACACUCGUACUGCCGCAACCCAGGGAACAAACACGAGGCCCCCUGGUGCUUCACGUUGGAUGAGGGGGUCCGAAUGGAGCUCUGCGACAUAGCCCUCUGUGACCAUAAGGAGUCUGGAAUUGAGAUCCUGUACAUCCUGGUUCCCAGUGUGGUAAUCCCCUUAGCCAUCGCUUUGCUCUUCUUCUUCAUUUGCGUGUGCCGCAACAACCAGAAGUCCUCCAGACCUCCUGCAGCCCGCCAGCCCAAACCGGUUCGAGGCCAGAAUGUUGAGAUGUCCAUGCUCGCGACUGCAUACAAGCCUAAGAGCAAGGCCAAAGAGCUUCCACUGUCAGCUGUGCGGUUCAUGGAGGAGCUUGGAGCGUGUAAUUUAGGGAAGAUCUACAAGGGUCAUCUGUAUCUGCCGGGAAUGGACCAGGCACAGCUUGUGGCCAUAAAGACCCUUAAAGACAUUUCCAGUGCCCAGCAGUGGGCUGACUUCCAACAGGAGGCUGCAGUGCUGACCGAGCUUCAGCACCCCAACUUGGUGUGCCUGCUGGGUGUGGUUACCCAGGAGCAGCCCAUCUGCAUGCUGUUUGAGUUUCUGCCCCAAGGUGACCUCCACGAGUUCCUCAUCAUGCGUUCCCCGCACUCUGAUGUUGGCUGUAGCAGUGAUGAGGAUGGCACGGUGAAAUCCAGCCUGGAUCAUGGAGAUUUUCUGCACAUGUCCAUACAGGUGGCUGCUGGAAUGGAUUACUUGGCCAACCACUUCUAUGUCCACAAAGACCUUGCAGCUCGGAACAUUUUGGUAGGCGAACAGCUCCAUGUUAAGAUUUCUGACCUGGGUCUCUCCAGAGAGAUCUACUCCUCUGACUACUACUGCAUCCAGCCUAAAAUUGUGCUGCCCAUCCGCUGGAUGCCCCCCGAGGCCAUUGCCUCUGGAAAGUUCACCACAGACUCAGACAUCUGGUCAUUUGGAGUGGUGCUGUGGGAGGUCUUCAGCUACGGGCUGCAACCCUAUUACGGUUUUUCCAACCAGGAAGUGAUGGAGAUGGUGAGAAAGCGACAGCUGCUGCCCUGCCCUGAGGACUGCCCACCAAGGUUUUAUGGUCUGAUGACUGAGUGCUGGCAGGAAGGACCAGCACGCCGACCACGCUUCAAGGAUAUUCAUGCCCGCCUGCGAGCCUGGGAGGGACUGUCAUCCCAUGCCAGCUCCAGCACGCCCUCUGGUGGAGGAGGCAAUGCCACCACUCAGACCACAUCGCUCAGCGCCAGCCCCGUCAGCAACCUAAGCAACCCACGUUACGCUGCUGCUGCUGCUGCAGGGUAUCUCUACCCAGCCCAGGCUAUUCCCGCGCCGGGGCAGAUGGGUCCAGUCCCAGCAUGGACGCCCAUGGCUGUACCCCAAACCCACCAGCGUUUUAUCCCAGUCAACGGAUACCCAAUCCCACCAGGAUACGCAGCCUUCCCGGCUCACUUUGCACCCCCAGCUCCACCUACCAGGGUAAUCCAGCACCACCUGCCCCCUCCCAAAAGCCGUUCCCCGAGCAGCGCUAGUGGCUCUACCAGCACGGGCCACGUCAGUGGCGUGCCUUCCACUACGGGCUCCAACCAUGAUGCCAACACACCGCUGCUCUCCCACUGCAUCAUGCCGGGGAGCGGUGGAGGGCCAGCUCAGGUGUACGGACAAGUUUCCCAGAAGGGGGUGGGACCGGUGGACCACCUGUCCCAAACAUCAGCACUGCUAACCCCUGACUCUGAUGUGCUGAUGUACAAUGACUCAGUCAUCACUGCAGACCUGUAAAUAUUCAAUCUCUUUGAGCUUAGGACCCAGAUAUGAGACGUUUUGCCUCUCAACCAGUGACGCAAUAUCGCAGUUACUGAGACCCCGCAAUGAGAUGGAACUUGCCACACAUCUGGGUAUGCAAGAAACACUAAGUAGGAGAUAUAAACAGCUGUCUGACUCUGUAAUGCCUUACUGUUUAAAGCGUAUUUACCAUCACGGUUUGAAAUUGUUAUUUUAACCUCUGUAAAUACGGUACAUAGAUCCUGAAUGAAUGAGUGAAAUACAAAGAGAUAUAUUCAAAUGAACUUUUUAUUAAGUAAAACACUUUAAAGGUAAAAAACAAGCACAUCCUUCCAGUGGCCUUAUUAAAUAGUUUGUAUUCCAAUCAGAUAAAACAUUUUCCCAGUCAAUAGAUAGGAUGUCAGGGAGACAUGGACGUCCAUGUUGAUGACCUUUGGGUGCCUUUUUUUUAACCAGUUCAGUGUCUUGCUUGUCAACACAAAAAUGAGCUAUCCAAGGGAGCAAGAAUGGGAACAGCAGGUGGCCUUAUCGAGAAGCUCAACAGUGACCUGCUCCAAUAAAAGCCAAAAAAGUCUACAGGUGUCUUACUCCUUAGACUUCCAAAACGAAUCUUUAAUGUUUAUGGUAGCAUGCAUUGCAGCCACACCGCGAACAGCUAUGAAGAUAACUCAUCCAGGUACUAAGAAGUCCCUUCGAAAAUGACAGCUGAAUGUGUUUAUUUUCCCAAUUUUAUCUUGGCUAUCUGAGACGUCUGAGACAAG